Gavia stellata (red-throated loon) is the source of this 1920-nucleotide messenger RNA. It is a transcript of the gene AVL9, whose product is annotated as AVL9 cell migration associated. The record is from RefSeq and is a predicted model, not a curated record. Gene Ontology annotation, cellular component: cytoplasm. The transcript is spliced from 16 exons. Lineage: Eukaryota; Metazoa; Chordata; Aves; Gaviiformes; Gaviidae. Bases 1 to 1911 code for a protein of 636 amino acids.
AUGGAGAAGCGGGGCCCGGUGCUGCACAUCGUGGUGGUGGGCUUCCACCACAAGAAGGGCUGCCAGGUUGAAUUUUCCUAUCCUCCCCUAAAGCCUAGAGAAGGACAUGACAGCCACAGUUUACCAGAGGAAUGGAAAUACUUGCCAUUUCUCGCCUUACCGGAUGGCGCUCACAACUAUCAGGAAGAUACCGUGUUUUUCCAUUUGCCACCAAGAUGUGGGGAUCGAACCACAGUAUAUGGCGUCUCUUGCUAUAGGCAGAUUGAAGCGAAGGCAUUAAAAGUACGGCAAGCAGACAUCACCCGAGAAACAGUACAGAAAAGUGUCUGUGUUCUCAGUCAGCUGCCUUUGUAUGGGUUACUUCAGGCAAAGCUGCAACUCAUUACACAUGCGUAUUUUGAAGAAAAAGACUUUUCGCAAAUCUCAAUUCUGAAGGAACUUUAUGAUCAUAUGAAUAAUUCCUUGGGCAGUACUUUGCUAGAAGGGUCACAAGUUUAUCUUGGUCUGUCUCCUCGGGAUCUUGUUCUUCAUUUUAGACACAAGGUCUUGAUCCUUUUUAAAUUGAUUCUUCUAGAGAAAAAGGUACUGUUCUAUAUUUCUCCAGUAAAUAGAUUGGUGGGAGCUCUGAUGACUGUCCUGUCACUCUUUCCUGGUAUGAUUGAACAUGGCCUUACUGACUGCUCACAGUAUAGACCAAGAAAGAGCAUAUCAGAGGAUGCUGGCUUGCAGGAAAAUACAUCACGGUUAGAUGACUGUGUUUCUGUGUCUGCUGCUAAUACUUCAAAUACAAACUUAAGAAUGGGAAAGGGAGGCAGCAAGAUAACAGGAAACCAUUCACUGGAAGGUCAAAAAGUAAAUGUGCCUUCCUCCCAGUCAGAGAAGACUUGCAACGGAGCUCAGUCCUCCAAUGGUACUGUGCAACACUUGAAAGUUCCUUCCCGCGCUUCUCCGGCAUCCUCUGAAAGUGACUGGGAGACCUUAGACCCUAGCAUUUUGGAGGAGUCUAAUUUGAAAGAAGGAGAACAUGAAAAUACAGCAUCAGAACAGGCUGAAAAUCUUCCGAGAGAAGGCGUGAGCUCAGAAAGCCUUCCAAUCACUGUGCAGCCCCAAGCAAAUACAGGACACGCGGUGCUUGUUCCAGGACUGAUAUCUGGGUUGGAAGAGGACCAGUAUGGUAUGCCGUUGGCUAUUUUUACAAAGGGGUACCUUUGUUUGCCAUACAUGGCUCUGCAGCAGCAUCAUCUCCUGUCAGAUGUAACAGUCCGCGGCUUUGUUGCAGGAGCCACUAAUAUCCUGUUCCGUCAGCAGAAACAUCUGAGUGAUGCAAUUGUGGAAAUAGAAGAUGCUCAUGUACAAAUCCACGAUCCAGAACUCCGUAAGAUCCUGAACCCAACAACUGCUGACCUAAGAUUUGCAGAUUACUUGGUGAAGCACGUAACUGAGAACAGAGAUGAUGUUUUCCUUGAUGGCACUGGAUGGGAAGGAGGAGAUGAGUGGAUCAGGGCUCAGUUCAGUGCUUAUAUUCAUGCACUGCUUGCUGCUGUGCUGCAACCAGACAAUGAAAAGACUUUGUCAGACUUCGGAACAGCAUUUGUAGCAGCCUGGAAAAAUACCCACAACUACAGAGUAUGGAACAGCAACAAGCAUCCAGCUCUUGCAGAGGUAAAUUCUAGCCACCCAUUCCAGGGACAGUACUCUGUAUCAGAUGUUAAGUUAAGAUUGUCACACUCUGUGCAAAACAGUGAACGUGGAAAGAAGAUUGGAAAUGUGAUGGUUUCUACUAGCCGAAAUGUUGUACAAACAGGAAAAGCUGUAGGUCAAUCAGUUGGAGGAGCCUUCACAAGUGCGAAAUCAGCUAUGUCAUCGUGGUUUUCCACUUUUACGCAGUCAACCCAAAGCCUCGGGGACUAAAUAAUGGUU